AUGUCUCUACAAUUCCAAACUCGAAGCAGGUUUCUUGAGCUCCAUCUUUCAAACAGCCUUAACGACUGGGAUAUGGAUGAAGAGAUCAAGCUGACCACAACAACUGACCAAUUUUACCAAGCAGGAGACAAACGGAAUGAUGAGUAUCUGGUUCAGUGGCAGUAUGCAAGAAUAUCGAGAAGAAAGGACGACCUCUCUUUUCAAAACUAUCAGAAAUCAGUUGAGGACUCUCCAAUACAGCCAAAUCUGUGGUUGAUUGUCAACCCCAACCUAGCCUGCCCAAUUAAGUAUCCCAAAAAAGUAACAAAGAUAUUGAGUCCCAAGGUGCCACUGAAACACCUGGAACCAGUACCCAAGCCCACAGUCACCCAUGUCAAACCCAAGUCUAUCCCAAAUGUGCUUCCAGUUUCACCUACUGAGGUCACCUGCUUGGCCGACUCUCGACAUGACGCGUCCUCCAGUGAAUGCAUGCUUACAGAUGAGGAUGACGCCUCUUCGGUGGAUGUCCCCGUUUGUCGGAAAGUCAAAACUGCCCGCAAGGCAAAGGCCCCUAAGGGUGGACCACGAAAGCUUAGUCUGGCCCAAAGCAAGCGCCUCCAACGGGUCCUUCAAGACAGCAACAACCUGAAGAGCGGAGCCUGGCUGCGUCCCCCUGUCAACUACUGCAUCUUAAUCGCCAUGGCUAUUGGCAGCAGCCGCACUGGCAGCCUCAAUGUCCAGCAGAUCUAUAACUUCACAAGAGAGCACUUCCCCUUCUUCCAGACAGCCCCUGACGGCUGGAAGAACACUAUCCGCCACAACCUGUGUUUCAGCAACAGCUUUCGUAAGACCCCCCAGCAGGUGUGCAGCGAGGGGAAGAGGAAGUCCUGUCUGUGGCACCUGACUCUAGAAGGACGCCGGAGGCUGAGGGAUGAAAUCCACACCCUUACCGGGGACUCGUACAAAGUGUUGAAGAGAAGCAUGAAUAAUCCUGAUCUGAUUCAGACUUUGUUUGCGCUAUGA
This is a messenger RNA of Oncorhynchus masou masou (cherry salmon), 1002 nucleotides long. RefSeq names its product forkhead box R1 (gene foxr1). Gene Ontology annotation, cellular component: nucleus. Gene Ontology annotation, biological process: regulation of DNA-templated transcription. The coding region runs from base 1 to 1002 and encodes 333 amino acids. The record is from RefSeq and is a predicted model, not a curated record. The transcript has 6 exons. Gene Ontology annotation, molecular function: DNA-binding transcription factor activity; sequence-specific double-stranded DNA binding. NCBI's taxonomy places the organism in Eukaryota, Metazoa, Chordata, Actinopteri, Salmoniformes, Salmonidae.